UUUAAUAAAUCUUGAAUAGUUUAUAUUUCUCAUAAUGUCCCAGGAAAAAUGUCCAGACUGCUGGUGAUGCCCAUGUGGAGACUCCUGUUGGUUUUUGCAGAGGGGAUGUGAAUGAACUGGCUAAGGGCUCUAAAAGUCAGCUGGCUUUUGGUAGGAAGUGGGCCCCAGUUAACCCAAUAGUCAAGCCAGAACAGGUCAGUUCAAGGUGGUACAGGUGCAGCAGCCACAUUAUUUAUCCUUUUUUUUUUUUUUUUUUUUUUUGCAUAUAAAGAGCUGGUAUUCUGAAGAUCAGCAGAUUACAAAUGCUUGUAAUGGUGUAAAUCUUUUUUUUCCAGAUAGUUCCAGAUAGUAAUAAUAACCUGGAUAUGAAAGAAAGUACUGAUAUGAAUGUCAGCACAGUGAAUACUGGAUCAACAUGGCUGGUGGACGACGCACGCAACAAUGGUGAGUCCUCAGAAUGCUGUGAAUAAUCACAUGCCAUGGGUAUCCAUAGACACACAUUCCUAUAUACAACUUCUAUCCAGAUCCUUUCAAACCUUUGCUUGGCUAGCAUCACAUGCUGUUUCUAUAUACAUUUAGAUUAUGUCAUAAAAUAAUGCUAUAUAAUGCAACCUUGGAUGCCAAUGUUGCAGACAUCUGAUACCUUACCCAUGACAUGUAACCAAAAACCUUGGAUGUAUUUCAACACAAAAUAAUGGGUAGCAAUUUUGAAAGUUAUUUCAUUAUUAUUAUUAUUAUUUUUUAAUUUAUCUUGGGAAUACUUAUAAACACCUUGUCCAUCCCUUCACAGAUGUGUAGAUGUGUAAUGUAGUGUUUUUCAUCACAUUAAAUACAAUGCCAUAUGUCAUUAUUUGUGCAGUUCACACUACUGCUGGGAAAGAUAUCAACGUUGUGAGACCGUCUUCUGUGAGUAACCAGUCCACUAAAGAAAAAAUACUGUGUGCUGAUUUAAAAUACAUUUGUGCAGGAAUCUCUGAAUCUGGUACUCUCUCUCUUUUACCAGUAUUGCUGGUACUACUUCAAUGAACGUUACUCAUGUGUGCGGAAUAAUGUGUGCUGGUUCCUUCAUGUGCCCAAGGACAAUGAUGAAAAGGUGUGUGUUCGAAUGAAAGGGUUAAUAACAGUAAGAUUGUAUAACCAAUUGAUCCCUAAGAUAAUCUGCUUGUUUCUGGUGCAGUUUUGCAUGGAUAUUAUACAGAAGUUUUGUCGUGUUGGAAGUCCUCCUAUUGUCAAGCGAGCAGGUAAGAGAUGAGCACUAUUAAAGCUGUUUGCACAAUGGGACAGAAUCUUGCUUUGACAUACUGCCUGAGCUCAUAAAAGAUUUGAUUUCAAACACAUCAACACACACUGAUGCUCUGCAAAUGAAUCAUAACAUGGGAGUAAUAGUCUACGUCUAGUUGUUUAUUCGUGGUCUGUUGAUUCAGGAAAAAGAUAACUGUAAUGUAUAUAGAGCAGAGCACUGAAGCAUCACAUUGUGAUUUCACAGGGGGUUAAAGUUGAAUAAAUGCACAUAUUUUAAAUCUUUAAAAUGUAUGUGAAGGUUCAGUUGUGAUGUUUUGUGCCAGGUCUGCCAAGAAUAAUUGGCUAUUUUCCCCCCAACAUCUAUUAGGAACACUGUGUUUUUUGUAUGUCUGAAACUUAUGCUCCAGUUUGAUAAAGAGGUCAUCAGUCUUUCUCACUAUCCCUUUGUCUGUCUCCAGUGGAGAUUUUUAUUGCUUAUUAUGGGACCAAUUCUCCUGGUGCGUGUUUCAGUCAGAACAUCGUCAACCAGUUGCUCUCAUCUCUGCUCAGCCUGGCACUGCUCUGGGACCUGCUGUCAGUCAUCAACACGCUCCUCACACACAAGAGAAUGCCUCCUGUUCAGUUUGUGAUGGCUCUUUAUGAACAUGUUCGUGAAAGAGGAAUCCUAAAUUUUGUACCGGAGCUCCUACAUCUCACCUCAAAGAUUACAGAGGUGGGGUGUGUGUUCAGUGUUGAGCAGUGCGAGAUGAUGCAGCUUCAUCUCGAGUCUUUGCACUUACCCAGACAUCAAAUGGACAUUUUCUGUGCAGUAAAAUGCAGGGCUCUGGCCACUAACCCACACACUGCUGAACUGUCGGAGUUGGCCCAGUCUGUAGUCCAAGUGGAGCUGUGUAAGCAACAAGAGGACUGGCCUGCUCUGGCACACAUGUUCUGCACUGUGUGUUGUGGUCGUCACAGUGCAGGAGAACUGUCAAGGUUCUGCUGCUGUGUCACCAUGGCGCUGCUGAAAGAGCCUAAAGACAAACUGACUCUGCCUUAUGAAAUAUUUGCUGAGUCAGUUUGUCAGGAAGUGCCAUCAGACGAGAUGGUUAAAAGCUUUUUGGGACGAAUUGGAGUCUCACUGAUGUUCAGCUAUCACAGAACCCAAGACUGGACCAAGGGUUUGAAGCUGUUGUGCGUGAUGUCUAGAUUGCAGGUGGAAUUCACAAUGCUCAAAGGGCUCUUUAGCAGUGAAAAUGGAACAUCUCGCUGUCAGCUUGUCACCAUUGCAACAGAGUUCUUCAUUAACAGCGGCAGCAUAGAGGGAGCGCUGAAUAUGCUCAAAACUAAUGAAUGGUUCGUGAGCUCAAGCACAUGGCCGUGUGAGCAGGCAGACGUACAGAACCGCAGGAGAAUACUGACUCUGCUCGCUGAGAAGACAUCAUACCGAGACACACUGGAGGUCCUUAUUAACUUGCCUGGGCUCAGACAGCCAGUAGAUGGUGUUCAGAUGAGCGAGUACAACACCAUGUUUAACACACACCUUCGAAGGUGUGUGAUGAACCAGGUGUUGCCGGUUGCUGCGGACACACUCGAAUUCAUGCUGACUCAGGGAAUCCCACUGGAAACAUCAGAACUUCAACACCUCAUCCACAAACUAGGCAAACAGAACAGUUGGAGCCGUGCCAGGACUCUGUUCAAACGUGCUCAUUUUGCAGGUUAUUACUCUGAGGUUGUGUGUGAGAAGGAUUGCUUGUCCCUGCCCUGCUGUCUCUCAGAGAUUGAGAUGACUCUGGCAUUUGAGAUGUUCAUUGCCUGCAUCUGUACAAGCCUUCACAAUUCCAGUGAUGCUUCCCAACCACUGCUUAUCACACUCAAACGGCGCACUGGGAAUGAGGUGGCGAUGGAGAGUUUGUAUCUGGCAGCCGGAAGCCGCCUGCUUUCAGCAGCACUGAUACCAAACCCCAAACUGAGCAUUCGUUAUACAGCUGUCAAUCAGGAGCAGGAGCAGCUUUUUAAACUGGACCGAGGUUCUGCAGCGAAGUGGCUUUCACACAACCGCUGGGCUCAGGGGAUGUGGCCAAGCUCUCAAACACACUCACACAAGCCAAAACUGCCUUUCAAUAAUUGUGAUCCUGAUGGUGUGAACAUGUCAAGUCAACUCUGAAAGACCUUCCGAGGUAAACUGAUUGUCACGACAUACAGCUACUGCAAACUAUUGUUCUUACAGACUGAUCUGCAGUGAAUUAUUUAAAAUGAAGUUCUUGAAUAUAGAAAAAUAAUUGGCUUGGGUAAAAUGGACUGAUUUGUGUGCUCAGGAAUAAAGAGUGUUUUGGAUGUGUUUUUUCA
This is a messenger RNA of Ictalurus furcatus (blue catfish), 3570 nucleotides long. RefSeq names its product testis and ovary specific TOPAZ 1 (gene topaz1). The record is from RefSeq and is a predicted model, not a curated record. The transcript is spliced from 12 exons. Gene Ontology annotation, biological process: spermatid development; spermatocyte division. Bases 1850 to 3388 code for a protein of 512 amino acids. Lineage: Eukaryota; Metazoa; Chordata; Actinopteri; Siluriformes; Ictaluridae.